Messenger RNA from Paramecium octaurelia, 134 nucleotides. The record is from the annotation of a GenBank genome assembly. Lineage: Eukaryota; Ciliophora; Oligohymenophorea; Peniculida; Parameciidae.
AUGAAUAUUUUCUCCCAUCUCAAAUUAAGAAUCAAAAGAGCCAAUUAAGAAAAAACAAAUACGGUUGACGUAUUUUGUUAAAUAAAUAUAAGAACCCAAUCUCAAACCAAGAAAUCAAGGCAGAAAACUUUUGA